CUACCAAAAAUCAAGGACGACAUAACUUGUGGGAAACGAGUACUUGCUUAGGCGGCUAAAUAUUUCUACUGUCAAAAUUUUAAAUCUCGCGUUGCGCACAGGAAUCGUGGUUGCUGUUAUAAUGGCCACCAAACGCUAUGACGUUUGGGAUUCGUCGGAUGAAGCUCAAGAGGUUUACCACUCAACGGUAAAUUGGGCCAGUCCGUAUGCCAAGCGAACUUGUGACUAUCUGAACAUCCACAUACCACCGCUCCCCCCCCAAAGAGAGAAAUCGUAUCUCGGUGUUUACUAUUAUAAUCAAACAGUUAUGACUUUAAUCGACUUGCUUAAUAUGGGUCCCACGUAUAUACAUGCUGUUUUAGAACAGGUUCCAGGCUUUGUGACCAAUAUUGUAAGUCGCGCUCGUGAACAAUACGAUAAAUAUAAGAAACAACGUGCAGAAGAAAUUGAACGGAAAGAACGCAAAAGAUGCAUUGACGAACGGGCACUAGUCCAACCUUUAGAACCAUACUCUGAUGAUAACAGUAAAUGCCGUAAAAAGCUAACAGAACCUAGGACACCGCUGGAACCCAAAGAUGUACCGAAAAGGAGCCCUUGUCCAAAACCCUCAACCAUUCCUCCCUCUAAUCCUAUUGAGCCAAAAGACCGCCUUUCGGAUAGAAGGUGCAAGUGUCCCAAAUGCGACAUUAGAGAGGCAGACGGUUGGUUGGAUAAUAAGCCCAAGUGCCCGAACCGUGACUCAUCUGAAAGACAACCCAUAACACAGUUUAAAGAAGCACAGGACAAAUGCAAGCAUUGUAAAGCCGGUCUAAAAGAGCCCAUUGCACCUGGUAAACAUAGUUGACGCAACAAAAAAUAAGUUUAACAUCCGUCACACCUGUGUAAAGGAAAGCAAUAUGUUUAGGUUAUAUACAAACCUUUGAUUAAACU
Messenger RNA from Drosophila novamexicana, 930 nucleotides. RefSeq lists its product as uncharacterized. Lineage: Eukaryota; Metazoa; Arthropoda; Insecta; Diptera; Drosophilidae. The transcript is spliced from 2 exons. Gene Ontology annotation, cellular component: MICOS complex; mitochondrial crista junction. The record is from RefSeq and is a predicted model, not a curated record. Gene Ontology annotation, biological process: cristae formation. The coding region runs from base 122 to 844 and encodes 240 amino acids.